CCUGUGGGCACUGAAAUCCAGCUCACUCAUGCUUAUUUCCUGUAAUGGACAAACUUGAUGCUAAUGUGAGUUCCAAGGAGGGCUUUGGUUCAUUGGAGAAGGUCUUGCUGCUCACGUUUCUCUCGGCAGUCAUCCUGAUGGCCAUCCUGGGCAACCUGCUGGUGAUGGUGGCUGUGUGCAGGGACAGGCAGCUCCGGAAAAUAAAAACCAAUUAUUUCAUUGUAUCUCUUGCCUUUGCGGAUCUUCUGGUUUCGGUGCUGGUGAUGCCCUUCGGUGCCAUUGAGCUGGUUCAAGACAUCUGGAUUUAUGGAGAGAUGUUUUGUCUUGUGCGGACAUCCCUAGAUGUCCUGCUCACAACAGCAUCAAUCUUUCACCUGUGCUGCAUUUCCCUGGAUAGGUAUUAUGCCAUCUGCUGCCAGCCUUUGGUUUACAGGAACAAGAUGACCCCUCUGCGCAUCGCAUUAAUGCUGGGAGGCUGCUGGGUCAUCCCCAUGUUUAUCUCUUUCCUCCCUAUAAUGCAAGGCUGGAAUAACAUUGGCAUAGUUGAUUUGAUAGAAAAAAGGAAAUUCAACCAGAACUCAAACUCGACCUACUGCAUCUUCAUGGUCAACAAGCCCUACGCCAUCACCUGCUCCGUGGUGGCCUUCUACAUCCCGUUUCUCCUCAUGGUGCUGGCCUAUUAUCGCAUCUACGUCACCGCCAAGGAGCAUGCCCACCAGAUCCAGAUGUUGCAGCGGGCAGGAGCCCCCUCAGAGGGCAGGCCCCAGCCAGCUGACCAGCACAGCACUCAUCGCAUGAGGACAGAGACCAAAGCGGCCAAGACCCUGUGCAUCAUAAUGGGUUGCUUCUGCCUCUGCUGGGCUCCAUUCUUUGUCACCAAUAUUGUGGAUCCUUUCAUAGACUACACUGUGCCCGGGCAGGUGUGGACUGCUUUCCUCUGGCUCGGCUAUAUCAAUUCUGGGCUGAACCCCUUCCUCUACGCCUUCUUGAACAAGUCUUUCAGACGUGCCUUCCUCAUCAUCCUCUGUUGUGACGAUGAACGCUACAGAAGACCUUCCAUUCUAGGCCAGACUGUCCCCUGUUCAACCACAACCAUUAACGGAUCCACGCAUGUACUGAGGGAUGCAGUGGAGUGUGGUGGCCAGUGGGAGAGUCAGUGCCACCCCCCAGCAACUUCUCCUCUGGUGGCUGCUCAGCCCAGUGACACUUAGACCCCGGGGACAGUGACCCAGAAGACAGCUGUGGCUCCAAGAGAGGGCCAGGUCCUAAGCUGCUGCGUGUGCCUGACUGCACCUGGCAUUCACGUCACCAGAGGCCUUCCUCCGCGGCUGGUGCAGGCGCCCCUCGCACACCGGGCUUUUCCUCCGAGAUUCCAGCAGGCGGCGUUUUGAGGGAGUCAGGGGACAGAAAGGCCUUGGUGCACUUUUCAUUCUCCAACAUUCCAUCUUCCUGGAGUCUCCACUCUUGCUUGACAGUCUCUAGUGUUCCUGACAUGUUCCCCUCGCUGUGACUGUGUCUCAGUCUUGUUCCAAGCACUCUUGCUCACUGUGUCCUAUCUCAAUCAUAGAUGUUUCCAAAUAUGUCUUCUUUGCUGUGUUGGCUUACAGAAAACACAUCUUCCCUGUGCCUGUCUUGGCCAUAGUUGUGUUCCAAGAGCUCACAUUUCUGGCUGGGUCACAUCCGUCAGAGUCAUGUCCAAACUACCUGCUGCUCCUUCUUCAUCCUGUUCUGUCCCAGAUGUUCACACUCUUUCCUCCCUGUGUGUGGGUCCAAACGAGCAUCCUCUUGGCCAGCCCCUGUCUUGGUCACAGACUUUUACUUGCUCUUUCCUUUGUCCACUGUCAGUCUGUCUCUUCAGGACAUGCUCCAUUUAUUUACCACAGAAGACACAGGAGCAGAGACUGUCAGUGGAACAUUGUCUCUGUAGCAAGCCUGGACUGAGCUGAAGACAGACGGUUUAUCCUAGUGCAGGGGCCAAGGGCCCAUUUGCUCUGAGAUGCUCAUCCUUCUGUUGGGUUAGAACCGGACAUCUCUUAGCGAGCCUAGGGCAGGGUAUCAGCAUUGUACAUGUUUACUAAGAGACUUUGAGAUCUUUUCUGUGAGCUUGUGGUGAAGGCCACGGUACCAACUGAAAACCCUUGAAACUGGGCUUAUUCCUCCCACAGGAGGAAACUUUCAGAAGUUCUCACUAUGUGACCUGGUCACCCUCACAGUUCCUCAGGUGGGGGAGCACAGAGCUCAACAAUGCUGGGAACACAAAAAACAAUGUUUGACUUGAAGCCAGAGGAUCUGAUGCCAGCUCUGGCUCUGCUCCUGAUAGGCUGUGAGAUCUUGAAUAAUGUCCUUCCAUCUCUGAACCUCACUUUCCACAGCUGCACCCCGAAGCUUGGACUAAGGUAGUAAGAUUUCCUUCCAUUUUUAGGAUAACAGGAAGCUGUUACAGCCAUCUGCUACCUCGAAAAGCCAUGGCCUGCCUGCCUUUUGGCUUUGUUCCAAAGGAACUACUAUCCAUUUGGGCCUCCUCAACCCCUGACCUUGUCCAAUCAACCUGGUUGUCAUUCAUGCACUGAUGAGUCCAUGGCUCUUGCCACUGGCCUAGAGUAAAGGUCCCAAGGAGAGAGGGCCACUUCCCAGAGCUGCUGUGGAGCUUGAACAUUCAUUGUGCCCAUGGUUUGAUAGCAUCUCAGGAUUAUUUAUCAUACUCUUUCAUACUGUCUUCUCUCUUGCUGCUCAUGAAGCAUCACUUAUCAUUUCCGUUGACGUUUACUCAAGUUCUAGGAUCGAACUUGACAGGAAAGAGACUUGGAAUUAAGAAGAGAAGAUUCUCUGUCUUGUGAAGGCUUAGUUUUGUUGGGCAGAAAGCCACGCCUUAGGAAGGGAAGCCGCGGAGGGUGCACCCUCAUUGACAGCCCCCGACUGCUGCUGGGAAACUGUGCUCCCUGCCGAGCCACUCCUUGUGGAGCCUGGGACUCUUUGUCAUCAGUGUAGCAGGGGAUCUAUUCUUGUCAAAUGUGAAGAAAGCUUACUUAAGUUCUAACUUGCACCCUGACACUGUGGUGGGACCAGUCCCCCGUUUGAUUUUCCAAGUCCCUGCUCUGGGGCCAUCACCAGGCUCAGCAACCCCCGCUCACUCAGAAGCAACCACCAUUUUGAGGAUAGUUCUUCUGUAAUACAAAGAAGGGAGCAUCAAGUUUUUGAGAUCGCAGCUCCAGACCCAAUGAAGAGACUCAAACAAUCUGCCCUGGCUGCCCGUGCACCCUACCUACCUGUUGUCUCCGUGAGCACGCUGCUGAAGAGGGCUGUAGCAUAGAAGUGGCAGGUGCACUGAAUCAACGAAUAACUGAGUGAAUCAAACUAAUUGCUGAACACCUCUGGCUUCAGGGGGAAUGUCUUCUGCCUAUUUCAUAAAGUUGAUGUGGAGGUUCAAAAAAAAAUCUUUGUGAAUGCAUUCUAUGAAUCAUAAAAUGGCAUCCCACCGUGUUCUGGAUGUUUUGAGUUACUGUGAUUGUGCCUGAGCUCUCAAGGGCUGAGUUUAUUUAGUUUAGAGAAUGAGCUUUUUAUGUCAAAAAUGAUAUGGGGGGUAGGAGGGUGUUUUUAAAGUACCAAUUCUUCCAAGUCUGCCCCUCCUCAUUUGGUCAUUCCAGGUUUCCCAAGAAACAAAUUCUUAAACCACAAACACAUUCAUUUAAAGGGAUUUUGUGGUUCUCAAAGUAAAGGGGUGGAUGGAGAAAAUGGAAGAUUAUAGGCUAAUUUGGGUAUGAAUGAGCCUAAAUGUUCAUGUCAUAUCAACUUAAUUCACAUGCCUGCUUGUCAUAAAAUAUAU
Molecule: messenger RNA, 3823 nt
Organism: Marmota monax (woodchuck)
Lineage: Eukaryota; Metazoa; Chordata; Mammalia; Rodentia; Sciuridae
Gene: Htr4
Product: 5-hydroxytryptamine receptor 4
Exons: 6
Coding region: 45-1211 (388 amino acids)
Biological process (GO): regulation of appetite; chemical synaptic transmission; adenylate cyclase-activating adrenergic receptor signaling pathway
Cellular component (GO): plasma membrane
Molecular function (GO): G protein-coupled serotonin receptor activity
Source: RefSeq, a predicted model, not a curated record